CCAGUUUGUGCUGUCGCAACAAAGAAUCUUCGACGGUGUUGCAAUCCAACCAAUCCAACAUGGCGGCUUUGAGGAGCGUGGUUGUUCGAACAACAACAGCGGCAGCGUGCGGUGCCCGUGCUGCCACGACGGCAGUGGUGCCAGCGGUGACAGCGGUUGGAGGCCGGCGCUUCAUGUCGGAGCAACACCAUCGCCCAGAGCCAUCCAUGGCAGACCGCCUGGAUGCGCUGGGCACGCGCCGCAUCUUCACGGAGGAACACGACAUGAUGCGCGAGAUGGCCCGCAAGUUCUUCCAGGAACGCAUCGCCCCACACCACGACGCGUGGGAGAAGGAGGGCAUGGUUUCCCGGGACGCAUGGACCGAAGCUGGAGAGCUUGGCCUCCUCGGAAUCACCAUUCCCGAGGAAUACGGUGGACCAGGCGCCGACGUGCAGAGCGCCGCCGUCAUGUGGGAGGAGCAAGCGUACGCUGGUCUCUUUGGGCCCGGGUACGCCAUCCAUUCCGACAUUGUUCUGCCAUACAUCCACCACUAUGGCACGGAGGAACAGAAGCAGAAGUACCUUCCUGACGCCUGUGCUGGCAAGUGCAUCACUGCCAUUGCCAUGACUGAACCCGGUGCCGGCAGCGACCUUCAGGGUGUGUCGACCACCGCUAUCAAGGACGGUGACGAGUGGGUGCUCAACGGCUCCAAGGUCUUCAUCAGCAACGGACAGCUCUCGGACGCCGUCGUCGUCGUCGCCAAGACAGACCUGGAGGCCAAGCGCGCGGCGCACGGCCUCAGUCUCUUCAUUGUGGACGCAGGCACUCCCGGCUUCAGCAAGGGCAAGAACCUGCACAAGAUGGGGCUCAAGGCACAGGACACGAGCGAGCUGUUCUUCGAGGACUGCCGCGUGCCGGAGUCUGCGCUGCUCGGCCAACUCAACAAGGGCUUCUACCACCUCAUGACGGAGCUGCCACAGGAGCGCCUGCUGCUCGGCGUCAUGGCAGUUGCCCAUGCUGAGGCGUGCUAUGAGUGGACUCGCGAGUACAUCAACGAGCGCAAGGCCUUCUCUGGCACCCUCGCCAACCUGCAGACUGUUCGCCACAAGAUGGCCGAGCUCAAGACGGACAUUGCCGUCUGCCGCGCCUUUGCUGACCAGUGCAUCCUCCUCCACAGCGAGGGCCGCCUGAACACCGAGAUGGCUUCCAUGGUCAAGUACUGGUGCACAGACCUCGAGUCCAGGGUUGCUGAUGCCUGUGUCCAGCUCCACGGCGGUUACGGCUACAUGUGGGAGUACCCCGUGUGCCGCGCCUACGUGGACGCACGUGUCCAGCGCAUCUACGGCGGCGCCAACGAAAUCAUGAAGGAGCUCAUCUCCCGCAGCGUCUAAGCGGCCCAGCUCCUGCUCCUGCUCCUGCCCCUGUCCCUUGCACGUGCACUGCUGGCGACCUUGCCUCGCUUUGCUUUGUAGAGUGCCACAUUAGAACCUUUUGAAGGGUGGAAUCGACCACAACAGCACAAAG
This is a messenger RNA of Salpingoeca rosetta, 1503 nucleotides long. Its product is annotated as long-chain specific acyl-CoA dehydrogenase. The coding region runs from base 60 to 1370 and encodes 436 amino acids. The transcript has 14 exons. Lineage: Eukaryota; Choanoflagellata; Craspedida; Salpingoecidae. Gene Ontology annotation, molecular function: acyl-CoA dehydrogenase activity; flavin adenine dinucleotide binding. The record is from RefSeq and is a predicted model, not a curated record.